Molecule: messenger RNA, 978 nt
Organism: Paramecium octaurelia
Lineage: Eukaryota; Ciliophora; Oligohymenophorea; Peniculida; Parameciidae
Source: the annotation of a GenBank genome assembly
AUGAUAUUCAAGUAAUGCACUUUUUAAAUAGAAUUAUUUCACAUUGACUACAUUUUUUCAAGAAAAUUUCAUUUAAUGAUUAAAUUUCAAAUUAUAGAUGUGGCAGCAAAGACAUACAAAGCCUAUACACCAUCCUCAUCUGUCAACUUUAAAUUUUUCACUAACUACAGAUUGGGUGAUAAUAUGAAACUUAAAAUUUUUGAUUUCUCUGAAGUUGUUAUUUACCAUGAAUAAGAAAAGAAGUUUAUUAUUACUAGGCUAAAUGACUAUAAUGAAAUUGAAAUUCAUUAAGCAUCUAUAGAUCUCAUCUAACAAAAACUAUCUUAAGACAUUUCAGAUUCCUCUAUACUAUAAAUUGACAGCAUUUAAAAAGAAUGCAUAGAGGGAGGUUGGUAGCAAAAAUUCCAAAAGCUAAUCUCAGUCAAUGUUAAAAAUGAUCAUUUCAUAAUAGUCCUAAUUGACCGAUUAUUAGCAUACAGUGUUCAUUCAAUAUGUGGCAAAUCAAAUGAAAAGGCAAACCCUCUAACACAAAUUUUGUUCAAUCCAAUUUUGGUCUCUUACAAACCUUAUAUCUCAAGCUAUGACGAAAAAAACCUCUACUUAUUUUCAAAGAAUGGCAGAUACACCAAUAAAAAUAAUCUGAUUACGAUAAAUUAUAAAGUUAUAGACUGUUAGAAUAGUGAAAAGCCUUAGAAAAAUUCAACAUUUUGUUUUCCUAGUCCGAUUGUGGCUUAAAGUACAGAGACUAUGUUAUCAUAUAUCUAAGAGGUAAAAAUUAGAGAGAAAAAUAUAUUCAAAAUGAAAAUCUAUACCGAAUUUUAAAGGAAGCAGUUUAAAUAAGUAAUUAUUUUUGAAAUUGGACAACCAGUAGUUAUAAAGUCCUAAAAAGAAUUGAGAUAAUAACCUGAAGCAGGUUAAAUUCAAAUUUUUGGAGAAAAAUCAGCAAAAAUAUAUAUAAAGAUAAAAAUUUGAGGAUGC